AUGAGUUUUACAGGUUCAUUAGCACUUGCUGGGGUUGGUGGUUUGGUGUAUAAGUUCGGCGGGGGCCAGUCGUAUGAGAAACUUCCAUAUAUCAAUAUCCCUUUCAACCAAUACUUGGAUAAAGUUUAUAAAAAGCACAUCACGAAACUAGUGAAUCGUACGAGGUACGUGCUAAUGAACUUUUUCAAGGAUUCGUUCACAGGAGGUGCGUUCAUGUAUCCUUUCAAGGGGUUUUUGGAGUUUAACACCAGUAAGAGCAGUUACUCAACGACUAUGCUGGGGAUAUUAUCAAUAUACUUAGUGAUGUUUGCCCUUGUGAGCUUUGUUUACUGGGCUACGAUUACACCUAUGUAUACGGCUUUUUUGAUUGUGUUGGGUCCGAUUGGCCUUUUCAUUGCCAUCUUUCAUUCAUUUUUACAAGCAAAUGUCUUCACUCUGUUGUUUAUGAGACUGAGCCACUUCAACAAUCAUUUGGUAGAAGUGUGCCUUAAAAAGAAUGGAUUAGAGCAGGAUUUCAGUGGGGUAAAACCCAUCAAGUACUAUGUGCCUAUUAACUCUGUGUAUUUUUGGGCUUAUUAUUUCCCCUUCAAAGUGAUCAAGUAUUUUUUAGGACUAGUCGUUCUCUUGGCACUCCUGGCUAUAUCUUUUUUCCCCCUGUUUGGUCCCAUUCUUUUCCAUAUUUUAAUCUCUCCCUUCAUCGCUCAAAUUUACUUCACGAAGGUUUUACGUUUACAGAACUUCAGUAAUAUACAAAGACGUGAAAAUAUCUACCUUCACAUGGGUCAAUAUACAUCGUUUGGUUUAUUAGCAGGUUUGAUCGAGUCUGUACCUAUUUUAGCAGGAUUUGCGAUUUCCACCAAUACCAUUGGCAGUGUUUUAUUUAAUGUUGAUUACCCAAUGGUUCCUGAAACUGAAACUGAAACUGUAGUAGAAACUCAUACUGAAAUUGAAGCAGUACCUCAACAGACCAACGAACAAGUAAAUUGA
This is a messenger RNA of Saccharomyces mikatae IFO 1815, 987 nucleotides long. It is a transcript of the gene LDS1, whose product is annotated as Lds1p. The coding region runs from base 1 to 987 and encodes 328 amino acids. NCBI's taxonomy places the organism in Eukaryota, Fungi, Ascomycota, Saccharomycetes, Saccharomycetales, Saccharomycetaceae. The transcript has a single exon. The record is from RefSeq and is a predicted model, not a curated record. Gene Ontology annotation, cellular component: ascospore wall; lipid droplet; prospore membrane.